Molecule: messenger RNA, 324 nt
Organism: Spodoptera littoralis (African cotton leafworm)
Lineage: Eukaryota; Metazoa; Arthropoda; Insecta; Lepidoptera; Noctuidae
Source: the annotation of a GenBank genome assembly
AUGGGUUUCGGUGAUUAUCCUAAGGAAUAUAACCCUGCAGUCCACGGGCCCUAUGACCCUGCCCGUUAUUAUGGCAAACCUGAUACUCCAUUCGGACAGGUGAAAAUUAAUGAGCUCGGCUCAUGGUUGGCACGCAGGAAUAAGUCGCCUCAGGCCAUCGCUGGAGCCUUCAGCCGAGCCUGGUGGAGGUGGCAACACAAGUAUGUGCAGCCCAAGAAGGUGGGCAUUGCUCCAUUCUUCCAGCUGCUGGUUGGCAGCAUGACAUUCUUCUAUGUUAUCAACUACGGAAAGAUGAAGCACCACAGGAACUACAAAUACCACUAA